CUCAUGCACAAUCACAUUCAUCUACCCGUCCGUGCGGAGUGGUGCACACUUCUGCACAGAUUGAGCUUUCUCUGUUAUCUGAACUAAACAAUAAAGUGUUGGCAUACUGCAAGCACAUGCAUUUUGCUUUAUGCAGAUCACGCACUUUAUGUGUACGUGUGUGUGCUGUCAGUUUCUUUCGUGUGUGUGGCCUGAAAACAACUGUAAACAUGCCCAAAAGAGCCAAGAAGAACGAGGAAGGUGUUGAUGGAGAGUCUGACAAUGGAACUGCAGCUGCAAAGAAAGAGAAAAAGGGGAAAGAGCCCGAGGCCCCCAUUCUAUAUGAAGAUCCUCCAGAAAAGCUGACCAGUAAGGACGGCCGGGCAGCCAAUAUGAAGAUCACCUCCUGGAAUGUGGACGGCCUGCGGGCGUGGGUCAAAAAGAACGGACUUGAUUGGGUGCGGAAGGAGGAUCCAGACAUCCUGUGUCUGCAGGAAACCAAGUGUGCUGAGAAAGCUCUGCCGGCGGACAUCACUGGCAUGCCAGAGUAUCCACACAAAUACUGGGCAGGAUCAGAGGAUAAGGAGGGCUACAGUGGAGUGGCCAUGCUCUGCAAGACCGAACCACUCAAUGUCACCUAUGGCAUUGGUAAAGAGGAGCACGAUAAAGAGGGCCGGGUCAUCACUGCCGAGUUUCCUGAUUUCUUCCUGGUCACGGCGUACGUGCCUAAUGCCAGUCGUGGUUUAGUGCGGCUUGACUACCGCAAGACUUGGGAUGUGGAUUUCCGAGCCUACCUGUGCGGUUUAGACGCGCGCAAACCCCUGGUGCUGUGUGGAGAUCUGAACGUGGCCCACCAGGAGAUCGAUCUGAAAAACCCCAAGGGAAACCGCAAGAACGCGGGCUUCACCCCUGAGGAACGGGAGGGCUUCACACAGCUCCUGGAGGCCGGCUUUACUGAUAGUUUUCGGGAGCUCUAUCCAGAUCAGGCCUACGCCUACACCUUCUGGACCUACAUGAUGAACGCUCGCUCCAAAAACGUGGGUUGGCGUUUGGACUACUUUGUGCUGUCGUCUGCUUUGCUGCCGGGUUUGUGCGACAGCAAGAUCCGAAACACUGCCAUGGGAAGUGAUCACUGUCCUAUUACCUUGUUUUUGGCAGUGUAGGUCAGGGUUUUUGUUGUCAGGGCUAUGAAUAUAUUUAGUUCCUUUAAAAGAGUCCCUGGUUCACUUCUUUCAUAUAUAGACACACACACAUAAAUAUCGAGCUCUGCUAGUCUUAGAGUUGCAUUUCCUUUCUUAUAAAAGCAAACACAAGUACUAAUGUAGGUAUCUGAUUGGUGCAGACACAUUGAAGAGGAUCACGGUGGAUUGAUAAAUCGUUUUAUACCAUAUGCACACUAUGCUAAACAUUAAAAAUAUGUAAUAAAUCUUCAUAAAUGCAGGCUCUUGUCUCUUUUUUUUUUUUUUGUAAAAUUACAAAAAAAAGGUAUUUUACAAGAAAAUAAAAGGCCCACGAACAUUCAGUUCCUUUAAAAGAGUCCCUGGAUCACAUUUUACUUCAUGCAUAGACACACACACACACACAAAAACACACACAGAAAAUUUAACUCUAUUAGUCAUUACUCUUCUAAAAGCAAAUACAAGUACUAAUGAAGGUAUCUGAUUGGUGCAGACACAUUGAAGGGGAUCAUGGUGGAUCAUCUAAUUCUUUAACACCAUAUGCUCCGUCUGCUAAACAUUCGACAUUAAAAUAUGAAAGAUUAAUCUUCAUGAAUGCAGACGCUCAUUUGUAAACUCCUCAGACUGUUAUGUGAAUGACUGACCCUGCCAGACUACUGUAAUAAACAUCAUCCAGUGCUGUGAUUUAGAGUUGUUAUCACCUAAUGACUUAUAGGAGAUCUCCACCUUAUAGGAGAUCUCCACCUUAUAGGAGAUCUCCACCUGCAAACCUCUAUGAUGUGCUUUGGAUUUUGUCUUUGGUGCUAUUUCACCCGUUUGGAUUUGACAGUACUCUGAUUUCUCUGAAGUUAUUGGAAGUUAAAUGUUACUUCUUUCGCAAACUGGAUACAAAAGAUCUGUGAUUUUUGCUUCUGUGAUGUUUUUCUUUUGUUUUGUUCUGUCUGUAGAUGUUUUUUCAUGUUUUGAAAUAAAGUAGUUUAUA
Molecule: messenger RNA, 2139 nt
Organism: Danio rerio (zebrafish)
Lineage: Eukaryota; Metazoa; Chordata; Actinopteri; Cypriniformes; Danionidae
Gene: apex1
Product: apurinic/apyrimidinic endodeoxyribonuclease 1
Biological process (GO): DNA repair
Cellular component (GO): nuclear speck; nucleolus; nucleus
Molecular function (GO): catalytic activity; DNA-(apurinic or apyrimidinic site) endonuclease activity; double-stranded DNA 3'-5' DNA exonuclease activity
Source: RefSeq, marked validated